AUGAAUAAAUUAAUAUCAUUAUUAUUUUUAAUAAUAAUAAAUUUAAUAAUUAUUUCAGCAAUUGUAGAUAUAAAUUAUCAAUCAUAUCAAUCAAAUGAUAUUAUAAUUAUACAAGAUUUAAAAGAGAAUGAAAAAUUAAAUUUAAAAAAUCAUGUUAACAGUGAUAAAAUCGAUAUUACAACAACAAAUAGUGCUGAUAAUUCAAUUAAUAAUUUUUUAAUAUCACAUCAACAUACUUCAAAUUUUAAAAAUAAUUUAUUUAAUGAUGAUAAUUAUAAUAAUAAUAUUGAAUCAAUUAUAGUUUAUUUUAAUAAUAAUCAUUUAAAAGGUAAAUUUAGUAAAACAUCAUCAAAAUAUCCAACUUUAAUUGAACCAAUAAUUAGAAUAGUAGUAAAUUUUAAAGAUGGUUCAAAAGAGAUUCAAAUGGAUGAAUUUUCAACAAUAAAAACAAUGACAUUCAAUCAAACUUUAAAUAUUUGUAAAAUUUUAGAAUCAGUAUUGGAUACUUCAAUUCAACCAUGUUCUUCAAAUGAAUCACCAAUAUUUGAUAAUUUAUUACAUAUGGGUUUAAUUCCAAAUACAAUGAAUCCACCUUACCUUACAAAUAAUAAUAAUAAUAAUAAUAAUAAUAAUAAAGAUAGUAAUAUUCUUAAGCCAAUAAAUGAUAUUUCAAUUAAACGUCAACGUAUUAUUCAAUCAAGUAAAUUCAAUAAACAAGAAAAUGAGAAAUCAUAUCUUGAAUUAUUCAAUAGUAAUAGUUAUCUAAAUUGUUUAUCAAUUUUUAAUCAUCAUAAACUUUGUAAUAGUCAUAAAGUUUCAUAUUCAAUUGAAAAUUCAUAUGAUCAAUUAUUAGGUUUCACUUUAACUAUUAAUAAAAAUUCAAUUGAAUUUAAUGAACAAACUUUAAUCAAUACUAAUAAAUUAACAAUUAAAUAUAAUCCAAUUUCAACUACCUCCACUACCACUACCACUACCUCCACUACUUUAGCUUUAUUAAAUGCUGAUAAAAGUAAAGAAAUUUAUAAAUUAGAGAAUUCAAAAGCAAGUAAAUUGGAUGAAAUGAUUGAUAAUAUUGAAACAACAACUCUUGUUAAAGAUGGUGAUGAUAGUGAAUGGGUUAUACUGAAAUUAGAUCAUUUGGUGAAGAAAUCUGGAUUUCAUCGUGAACUUGUUAUUAAUGUUACUUUGAAAUCACCAUUGAGAGAUACUGUACCAGGAGUGUGUAAAAUUAUGGUUUUGGAGAAUUUGGAUCAAGGUAUUUUCGUUGAUAGAUAUGAAGUGGAUGAAAUUGAGAGAUUUGGAGGUCCAAAAGUUGUAAUUUAUCAAUUGAUCGAUUUGGAGAAACCUUCUACCUCAAGUACUCAAAAUUUCGUUUCAAUCAUUAAACAAUUCAAUACAACCGGUUCUGCUACUCAAGAUAUUCAAUUAACUUUACCAAUUCAUUUACGUUAUCAAAAUCCUUUAUUCAGUGAUAAUGGUGAUAGUAAUACUUUUCGUCAAUCUAUAAUUUCAUCUCCUCAAAUUUAUCUAUCAUGUGAACCAACAAAUAGUGUAUUAAAUAACAAUGACAACUCAAAUAAUGAUAAUUGGAAUUUAAUUACAAAUUAUAAUUUAUUAUUAGAUGAUAUUUCAAAAUCAAUUUCUAUAAAUGUCCCAGUUGGUCAAUUAAAUGAUAAUGAUUCUGUUAAAUUCUAUACAUUAUUGGUAACUGUUAUUGGCUCAAUAUUAGUAAUUAUAACUAUUUUUAUAACUCAUAAAAAAAAUUUAUUACAAAAAAAAAAAUAA
Dictyostelium discoideum AX4 is the source of this 1785-nucleotide messenger RNA. It is a transcript of the gene pigX, whose product is annotated as phosphatidylinositol glycan, class X. The transcript has a single exon. The record is from RefSeq and is a predicted model, not a curated record. NCBI's taxonomy places the organism in Eukaryota, Evosea, Eumycetozoa, Dictyosteliales, Dictyosteliaceae. Gene Ontology annotation, biological process: GPI anchor biosynthetic process. Gene Ontology annotation, cellular component: endoplasmic reticulum membrane. The coding region runs from base 1 to 1785 and encodes 594 amino acids.